Messenger RNA from Mus pahari (shrew mouse), 2243 nucleotides. It is a transcript of the gene Cbfa2t2, whose product is annotated as CBFA2/RUNX1 partner transcriptional co-repressor 2. The coding region runs from base 102 to 1886 and encodes 594 amino acids. The transcript has 11 exons. Gene Ontology annotation, biological process: DNA-templated transcription; negative regulation of DNA-templated transcription. The record is from RefSeq and is a predicted model, not a curated record. Lineage: Eukaryota; Metazoa; Chordata; Mammalia; Rodentia; Muridae. Gene Ontology annotation, cellular component: nucleus. Gene Ontology annotation, molecular function: transcription corepressor activity.
GGUGCGGGCGAGUUCGGCGGGUGCAGGUCCCGGCCUGCGCCUGCGGAGGGCUCAGGCGAAGGGUCGAAGCGGGCGGCGCUCGCGACAGACUGCGCUCCGCGAUGGUGGGCGUCCCUGGAGCGGCCGCCUUCCAACUUGGUUGUGAGAAAAGGGUGCCAGCAAUGCCUGGAUCGCCUGUGGAAGUGAAGAUACAGUCAAGAUCCUCACCUCCCAUCAUGCCACCCCUCCCACCAAUAAAUCCUGGAGGACCGAGGCCAGUGUCCUUUACUCCUACAGCAUUAAGCAAUGGCAUCAACCAUUCCCCUCCUACCCUGAAUGGUGCCCCAUCGCCACCACAGCGACUCAGCAAUGGGCCUGCCUCCUCCACAUCAUCAGCACUAACAAAUCAACAGCUGCCAGCUACUUGUGGUGCUCGGCAGCUCAGCAAGUUGAAACGCUUCCUCACCACUCUGCAACAGUUUGGCAAUGACAUCUCACCUGAGAUCGGCGAGAAGGUUCGGACUCUCGUGCUAGCCUUGGUGAACUCAACAGUAACAAUUGAAGAAUUCCAUUGCAAGCUCCAGGAGGCUACAAACUUUCCUCUUCGUCCAUUUGUGAUUCCAUUUCUCAAGGCCAACCUGCCCCUGCUGCAGCGAGAACUGCUGCACUGUGCCCGGGCUGCCAAGCAGACCCCGUCCCAGUACCUGGCCCAGCAUGAGCACCUUCUGCUCAACACCAGUAUUGCGUCUCCUGCUGACUCUUCUGAACUGCUCAUGGAGGUUCAUGGAAAUGGAAAGAGGCCCAGUCCGGAAAGGAGGGACGAGAAUAAUUUUGAAAGAGAUACAGUUCCUCCUGAACCGCCUGCCAAGAGAGUGUGUACUAUCAGCCCUGCUCCUCGGCACAGUCCCGCCCUCACUGUUCCCCUUAUGAAUCCUGGGGGCCAGUUCCAUCCUACUCCACCACCUCUUCAGCACUAUACACUAGAAGACAUUGCAACUUCUCACCUGUAUCGGGAACCAAACAAGAUGCUAGAACACCGAGAAGUCCGUGAGAGGCACCACAAUCUUAGUCUCAAUGGAGGCUAUCAAGAUGAGUUGGUAGACCACCGUUUGACAGAAAGGGAGUGGGCUGAUGAAUGGAAACACCUUGACCAUGCCCUGAAUUGCAUCAUGGAAAUGGUAGAGAAAACGAGGCGCUCCAUGGCAGUUCUGAGGCGCUGUCAGGAAUCUGACCGUGAAGAACUCAACUAUUGGAAACGGCGGUUUAAUGAAAAUACAGAGUUGAGGAAAACUGGGACUGAGUUGGUCUCUAGGCAGCACAGCCCCGGGAGUACAGAUUCUCUCAGCAACGAUUCUCAGCGGGAAUUCACCAGUAGACCAGCAACAGGAUAUGUGCCUGUGGAGUUUUGGAAGAAAACAGAAGAAGCUGUGAAUAAGGUGAAAAUUCAGGCCAUGUCAGAGGUACAGAAGGCUGUAGCUGAGGCAGAGCAAAAAGCCUUUGAAGUGAUUGCAACGGAGAGAGCUCGAAUGGAACAGACCAUAGCAGAUGUCAAACGGCAGGCUGCAGAAGAUGCUUUCCUGGUCAUCAAUGAGCAAGAAGAGUCCACAGAGAACUGCUGGAACUGUGGCCGAAAAGCCAGUGAGACGUGCAGUGGCUGCAAUAUUGCUCGCUACUGUGGCUCCUUCUGCCAGCAUAAGGACUGGGAGCGGCACCACCGCCUCUGUGGCCAGAGUCUACAUGGCCACAGUCCCCACAGCCAGAGCAGGCCACUGCUCCCUGGAGGGCGGGGCUCAGCCAGGUCUGCUGACUGCAGCGUGCCCAGCCCAGCCCUGGACAAGACCUCAGCUACCACCUCACGGUCUUCAACACCUGCCUCUGUGACAGCCAUUGAUGCCAACGGGCUCUAAGCUACAGACUCCACCUGCCCUGAUGACCCCUCCACAUGGCAGAAUCCUUGCACCAGUGAGCCGGCUAUUAGAACAAGUAGCUAUUGGGUCGUCAGCAAGAAAGGAAGUUGGCAGGAAGCAUCCAAGAGGCACUCCACAGCUUCUCUGGGAUUUGCCACGUGUCCUUGGAAGAACUAAUGUACCGUUCUCUGCACACAGGAAGUAGCUUGAGCUGCCUCCUCCAUGGCUUUCCUGAGGUUCCUCUUCCAGCCCCUUCUCAGUGUAUACACCAGCUCCCUCCGACUCCUUGCAUUAGCAUAUUGUCAGUAGUGUCCCAGCAGGCACCAGUACUACGGCCCCCCCUCCCCACCCCCNCCC